CUGAUGUUCAGCUCAUCCGGGUCCCUGCCAUUGAGAGUGUCUGAAGGAGGCGGGAAAUGGCGUCCACAGGAGCAAUGCAACAGCGGGCAGACUGGCGCUGAGUACAGCUAACCAGAGGCAGCUAUAAACAGCAGCUGUCCCUGUCACGGGCACCAGCAGCCAGGCAAACAUACCCACCCCGGCAACGAGAUAUUGCGGAACCCGGCGACCUUACAUGUGACGUUCAGGACGAUGAAGCUGAGAAUGCGCAAAGCGUCUCAGCAGCCCAGCCCCGCCCAGACGCCCCGCCCCGCCCAGGCGCCCCGCCCGUCCCGGACCAAGCGGAAACACUCCGAGGUGGAGGACUGCACGCCCCCGAGCGGAGCCAAGAUGGAGAAGCCCGAGACGGGGAUCUUCUCCACCAUCAAGAAGUUCAUCCGAGGAACCGCCGUCAAGGUGGAGCAGCAGAAUCCGGCCAAGAGGAGCCGCGUCGACCUGGACAACAACCUGAUCUCCUCCACGCCGCAAACGGGCGACCGGGCCAACCAGGGUGUGGCCCAGGCCCACAGACGGGGACCUGUCAACGGGGACACCACGAACCACGACAGGAGCAAACGAGCCAAGCCCAACGGGAAGCUGGAGGAGCCAGGCCGGGCUGUGACCAGCCCGCCCCGCACCACCCUGCUGGGCACCAUCUUCUCCCCCGUCUUCAACUUCUUCUCCACGGCUAACAAAAAUGGGACGUCGGGGCUGGACUCUCCGGGCCAGGCUGUGGAGGCAGAGGAGAUUGUGAAGCAGCUGGACCUGGAGCAGGUGGAGACCCCCACCAGCCUGGCCUCGGCCCCCUGCACGGAGCCUGUCGGAGUGCCCCUCUCUCCCAGCGUUCCUGCCUCCCUGCUGCGGCCCCCGCUGGCCCCCGCUGUGGCCCCGGAGGACGGGGAGAUCGUCACGGACGCCGACCUGCCCCCUCUCACAGCGCCCGGAUUGGCCCCGGACAGCGGGUACUCCGAGGUCCCGCCCACCGCCGCCCCCGAGGGCUCGUACGAGGAGGACUGGGAGGUGUUUGACCCGUACUUCUUCAUCAAACACGUGCCGCCGCUGACAGAGGAGCAGCUCACCCGCAAGCCGGCGCUGCCCCUGAAGACCCGCAGCACGCCCGAGUUCUCCCUCGUCCUGGACCUGGAUGAGACGCUGGUGCACUGCAGCCUGAACGAGCUGGAAGACGCGGCCCUCACCUUCCCCGUCCUCUUCCAAGACGUCAUAUACCAGGUGUAUGUCAGGUUGAGGCCCUUCUUCAGAGAGUUCCUGGAACGGAUGUCUCAGAUUUAUGAGAUCAUCCUCUUCACUGCUUCCAAGAAAGUGUAUGCGGACAAGCUCCUCAACAUCUUGGAUCCCAAGAAACAGUUGGUUAGGCACAGGUUGUUCCGGGAGCACUGUGUCUGCGUGCAAGGGAACUACAUCAAGGACCUCAACAUCCUGGGGAGGGAUUUGUCCAAGACCAUAAUUAUUGACAAUUCACCACAAGCCUUUGCCUACCAGCUUUCCAAUGGGAUCCCCAUCGAGAGCUGGUUCAUGGAUAAGAACGACAGCGAACUGCUGAAGCUGGUUCCAUUCCUGGAGAAUCUGGUUGAGCUGAACGAGGACGUGAGGCCGCACGUGCGGGAGCGCUUCCGUCUGCACGACCUGCUGCCCCCGGACUGAGAGCAGCGCUCCGGGCUGACCCACACGCCGCAGGAACACACACACGGACACAACCAAGAACUCCUGGACCUGUAAAAAAACAAACAAACAAACAAACAAACAAACAGACAAAACUCUUUGGAAUACAAGUAAAACAAUGCCAUUGCUGUUGAAACUGACACUUUUUUUUAAAUUCUUUUUGACCCGCGUUGCUUUUAAAACUUUAUUGUCGAAGAAGGAGACUAAGAAGAAGAAAUGACAGAGACCAUCUAAAGCAGGAAGUCCUUGAAGUGACUUUGCUGAAUAUGGAAUUUAUAAAUACAAAUCUUAUCUCUUCUCUCUCUCUCUAUAUAAAAAAAAAAAAAAAAAAUUAAAUAUAUCUAAUUAUACUCGCAUAAUUGUAGGCAAGACCAGGAAGGGAUGCUUUUUGGACUGGCUCUUUUUUCAUUUCCCCCGGCCCCCCGGCGCGCUGUCUGGGUUUGAUUUGCUGCAGUGGCUCCCAGGAGGUGUUGCGUCCGUGUGGACCGGGAGCGCGGCUCUGUACAGAAGGCUUCCCGCGCUCCGCAGGACGCUCCAGGAACACGGGAACGACGACGGGACUCUUCAUUUCAACAGGAAUGGCCAGUGAAACAAACUGUGUAUAUACGCUUCCCCCCCACCCCCCCAACUUUUUCCUUCAUCAGGUUUUUAAAAACUUUAUACUUUUUAGCCCAGGAUGAUUUCAUUAUGCAUUCCCUUUAUAGUUUAGGUGCUUUUUUUUUUUUUGUAGUGUUAGCGUUUUCUUUUUAAAAGUUUUUAUCUUAUGUUAAAUGGCUGUUUUUUCCUGCCUUGUCCGCUGGCAAAAUGUACAUUGUUGUUUUUUUACGGGAAAAAUGUAGUUGUCGGUCUGUUCAUUAAAGAUGCAUUUAUAUAGUUUCUGUAAAAUAUUUCACUGUAGUUUUGAAACGGAUUUGACAAAUGGGGCGGGGGGAGGAGAUGAAUUCUGGGAUAGGGUUACUGCCUUGUGUAGAAUGGGGUACACCUCAGCCCUUUAAACCAUAGUGAAGGCUUGUUGUAUCCCUCGGUCAGUCUGUACACCGACUGCUAGUGUUUUCCGGUUGGUUUUGUUUUAGUGUUAAGGCCAUAUUUUCCUCUCUCAAAAUCUUUGACAAGCCAAUGUUUUUGUGCGCGUUCUUUAUAUCAAAGGAGCUGUAUAAACUGUCAACACUUUUCUCCCCCUCCCCCCCCCUCAAAAUAUAUUAAAACAUUUUUUAACUCCUG
Messenger RNA from Conger conger (European conger), 2919 nucleotides. RefSeq names its product CTD small phosphatase-like protein 2-A. NCBI's taxonomy places the organism in Eukaryota, Metazoa, Chordata, Actinopteri, Anguilliformes, Congridae. Gene Ontology annotation, molecular function: phosphoprotein phosphatase activity. The record is from RefSeq and is a predicted model, not a curated record. The coding region runs from base 232 to 1680 and encodes 482 amino acids. The transcript is spliced from 13 exons.